Molecule: messenger RNA, 3061 nt
Organism: Impatiens glandulifera
Lineage: Eukaryota; Viridiplantae; Streptophyta; Magnoliopsida; Ericales; Balsaminaceae
Product: protein RDM16
Exons: 6
Coding region: 71-2791 (906 amino acids)
Biological process (GO): mRNA splicing, via spliceosome
Cellular component (GO): U4/U6 x U5 tri-snRNP complex
Source: RefSeq, a predicted model, not a curated record
UCCAAAUAAAUAUUUUAUGUGAUAUUUAACUUGAGAGAAAGAGUGUGUGUGAGAGGCUGAAACCCUAGAAAUGGAUACCAAGUCGAGCCGUAAAUCGAGAGAUGAUCGUGAUAGAGAGAAAGAUUUCUCCGAAGAUCGCGAUCGAGACCAUAAGCACAGGUCCAGUAGGCACAAAUCAUUCAAAGAUGACAACGAUGAUAAAGAAAGGCACCGUUCAAAGUACGACAAGCACCGCGACGACGAUGGCGGCGGUGACCGCCGAAGGACCCGAGAGCAUUCUUCAGAGCGUGAGAGAUUUCGUGAUGGGAAGAUGGAUAUGGAAGAUAACAGGGAGAGGCAAUCCGAUCGUCGCGAUAAGCGCGAAAGAUCUCAUGAACCUAGGAACGAUCGAGGAAAGCGUGAGAAGUCUUACGAGAAGGAUAAUAAGUCAGAUCGGGAUAAACGUGAGAAAUCGUAUGAGAGAGAAGGGAGUAGGGAUAGGGUUUACAAGGAGGAAUUGGUUGUUGAUAGGCGACACUCCAAGCGGAAGGAUAGGAAUGAAAACGAGAGUUCAGCUGAUUUUAAUGAGAAGAGAGUUAAGAUCUCUGAUGAAGGGAAGGAUAGAAAAGAGAAGAGACGGUUUGCAGACAGGGAUGAUGAUGGUGGGAAUGAAUCAAAUGGAUUGGAAAGGAAAGAAGUGAAGAAAAUUGAGGAUGGUGUAGACUCUGAAUCCAAGCCUAUCGAGCAGAAAAAAGAAAGAAGGAAAUUCGGGGAGAGAGUUGAGAAAAAAGAGAUAGAUGGUGAAGAAUAUGAUAAUCAUGCUUUCAAUGAGAAAACAGUGAAACAAGAAUUUUCACCUGCUACUACUGAUCGAACAGCCUCAAAUGGGAGUGGCUCAAUAGCCAAAGACAUUGAAACGAGAAAUUUACCUGGAACACUUAAUUCAUCUCCUACCAAGGUAUCUUCAAUUUCUACCACAAAUGAAAGUAAGGGCGUUAGUGUUACCCGCUCUCAUGAGGUUCAUGGAAAAUCUAGUACAGAUGGGACAUCAACAGCUAGGAAAGGUGGAAACUUCUCUCUUGAUGCUUUAGCAAAAGCAAAGAGAGCUUUACAAAUGCAAAAAGAGUUAGCGGAGAAGCUAAAGAAACUUCCACUGGCAAGUAAAACUAUUGGCCAAAAGGCAGGGUUGAAAGAAGAGACUAAGAACUCAACUGAUUCUGGAAUAUUUCCAGCAUCAGCGGAUUCUACUACUGCUGUCCAUUCUGUGAGCUUACCUUCUGGUGGCAUGACUCCUUUUGUUGGGCUUACAGCUCCGAAAGUGGAAGCAGUAAAACGUGCUCAAGAACUUGCUGCAAAGAUGGGAUUCAGACAAGACCCGCAGUUUGCUCCUCUCAUAAACAUGUUUCCUGGACAGCAGAUGCCUGCAGAAGUUACAUUUCAACCAAAGCCUGCUAAAGCCCCUGUUCUUCGUCUAGAUGCUCUAGGUAGGGAAGUAGAUGAGUAUGGGAAUGUGGUAAGCUCAGCCAAAGUAACUAACUUGAGCACCUUAAAGGUCAAUAUCAACAAGCAGAAGAAAGAUGCAUUUCAGAUACUCAAACCAGAACUAGAAGUAGAUCCAGAGAAAAAUCCUCAUUUUGAUGCGAGGAUGGGUAUUGAUGCAAAUAAGCUUUUAAGGCCCAAGAGGAGCAAUUUUCUGUUUGUGGAGGAAGGCAAGUGGUCAAAAGAUGCUGAGAUAAUAAAAUUAAAGAGUCAAUUUGGUGAAGCGAAAGCCAAAGAGCUAAAGGUUAAACAAGCACAACUGGCAAGGGCGAAGGCCGAACCUGAUAUAAAUCCAAAUUUAAUAGAGAUUUCUGAGAGAAUCAUCAUAAAAGAGAAACAGAAGGAAAUAAUUCCAGAUACUGAAUGGUGGGAUCAACCUUUCUUGAAGCAGAAGGGUACAUAUGGUGAGAUAAUAUCAGGUCACUUAACCGAAGAUGGACUAGAAUUAGGGAAGAUAAUGAUCUACGUGGAACACCCACGACCCAUAGAACCCCCAGCCGAGCGUCCCCCACCGCCACCUCAACCCCUAAAACUGACGAAGAAAGAGCAAAAGAAACUCCGCACACAGAGGCGUAUUGCCAGAGAGAAGGAAAAGCAGGAGAUGAUCAGGCAAGGCAUGGUAGAACCGCCAAAAGCAAAAGUAAAAAUGAGUAAUCUGAUGAAAGUCCUAGGUUCAGAAGCUACCCAGGAUCCCACCAGGCUCGAAAUGGAGAUCAGAAGUGCAGCAGCGGAGAGGGAACAAGCUCACAAAGACAGAAACAUCGCUCGGAAGCUGACUCCGGACGAGCGUCGCGAAAAGAAGGAGAGGAAGUUGUAUGACGAUCUUUCUGUGGAGACAUUGGUUUCUGUUUAUAGGAUUGGGAAUCUUUCGCACCCGCAGGCUAGGUUUAAAGUGGACAAGAAUGCUCAGGAGAAUCGGUUGAGCGGCUGUGCUGUGAUUACUGAUGGGAUCAGUGUUGUUGUGGUGGAAGGGGGGAGUAAGUCGAUAAAGAGGUAUGGAAAGCUGAUGCUAAGGCGGGUUGAUUGGGCUACCCUUGUGGAGAAUAAUGGAGAUGAUGAGGAAAUGGAAGAUAGUAAUAAUAAUAAUAGUAACAACAAUAAAGAGGUGAAUAAGUGUGUUCUGGUUUGGCAGGGAAGUGUGGCUAGGGCUAGCUUUCACAGGUUUUCGGUUCAUCAGUGUAGAACUGACAGUGCUGCCCGAAAGAUAUUUGCCGAUGCUGGGAUUCCUCAUUAUUGGGAUCUAUCUGUCAACUUCAAAGACGAAGAUCUUUAAAUAAUAAUGCAGGUCUGUGCUUUCCUCUUCUUCUUCUCCUCUGUUCUUGGUUGUUUGAUCUCGGCUUACAAACUCUUGAAUUGUUAUCUUUGUCAUCAAUUUUUGUAGUAAUCAACCAUAUCUUUAAAAACAUAUGAGAGGAUUCCGAUAAAGUUUUCUUCUGUAGUUUUUGUAAUUUGAAUUCGGUUUUCAAUUUGUGAAAAUAACUUGAUUCCCAUGUUUAGUUGGGUUUGUUGAAUAUAAUGCAACAAUGAGUUAAGUAUGCAAAUU